Messenger RNA from Ambispora leptoticha, 1065 nucleotides. Lineage: Eukaryota; Fungi; Glomeromycota; Glomeromycetes; Archaeosporales; Ambisporaceae. The record is from the annotation of a GenBank genome assembly.
AUGGUCUAUGUCAACAAAUCAAAUUCUGAAACUCUCAAGAAAUAUCUCUCGCUCGAUCAAAAGGGAAAAAUCCAGGCUGAGUAUAUCUGGAUUGACGGCGAUAGUGGUAUUCGUGGGAAGACUACUACUCUCGACAAGUACCCCACCGACGUGAGCGAAUUGAAGGAAUGGAAUUAUGACGGCUCCUCUACCAAUCAAGCUCCCGGUGAUAAUUCUGAUGUCUUGCUUCGUCCGGUCGCGUUCUUCAAGGACCCAUUCCGUGGUGGUGAUAAUAUCCUCGUGUUAUGCGAAUGCUGGAACAAUGACGGUACCCCGAAUAGGACAAACUAUCGGCACAGUUGUGCUAAGUUGAUGACUACGGUCACUGAACAUCAUCCUUGGUUCGGCAUCGAACAAGAAUAUACACUAUUCGAUACUGACGGACAAGUACUCGGUUGGCCUAAAGGCGGUUAUCCUGGUCCACAAGGACCUUACUAUUGCUCGGUAGGUGCGAAUAACGCAUUUGGACGUGACAUCGUCGAAGCGCAUUAUCGUGCUUGCCUUUACUCCGGUAUAAGCAUAUCUGGUGUUAAUGCGGAAGUUAUGCCUGGGCAAUGGGAGUUCCAAGUUGGUCCGUGUGAGGGCAUCAAUAUGGGCGAUCAUCUAUGGGUCGCAAGGUAUCUACUGCAUCGGGUGGCGGAAGACUUUGGAGUGGUGGUUUCGUUCCAUCCAAAACCAAUACCAGGCGAUUGGAACGGUGCCGGUUGUCAUACAAAUUAUUCCACGCAAGCAAUGCGCGAAGCGGGAGGUAUAAAAGCAAUUCAUGAAGCAAUCGAAAAGAUGUCGGAAAGACACGCGGAGCAUAUCGCCGUAUACGGAGAGGAUAAUGAAAAACGACUGACGGGUCAACAUGAAACGGGUCAUAUAUCACAGUUCUCGUCCGGUGUUGCUAAUCGAGGCGCAUCAAUUCGAAUUCCAAGGCAUGUAGCCGCAGAAGGUAAAGGCUAUAUGGAAGAUCGUCGGCCAGCAUCCAAUAUUGAUCCAUAUCGUGUCACACAAAUCAUAGUCGAAUCGACACUCGGAUAA